Messenger RNA from Tricharina praecox, 2218 nucleotides. Its product is annotated as ubiquitin-activating enzyme E1 3. NCBI's taxonomy places the organism in Eukaryota, Fungi, Ascomycota, Pezizomycetes, Pezizales, Pyronemataceae. Gene Ontology annotation, molecular function: SUMO activating enzyme activity. Gene Ontology annotation, biological process: protein sumoylation. The transcript is spliced from 8 exons. Gene Ontology annotation, cellular component: cytoplasm; SUMO activating enzyme complex. Bases 193 to 2064 code for a protein of 623 amino acids. The record is from RefSeq and is a predicted model, not a curated record.
CGCGUUCGCGACGAGUAUCCUAGCACACAGGCAAUCUGCGCCCUGUCCAGCCAUCCAGAGCUGCUCCAAGCUUUCCCCACCACCGCCACGAACCGUCGAGGCUCCGUACGACCGCAGGCAGCGACAAACGAGUACUUUAUACUCAAUCAUCCAGUCCUCCUCCCCUUCGUUUCCUCAGAUCAAUCAGCAAGGAUGGGUAGAGAUACUCGCCCCAAACAGGCCGUGGGCGGCUCGCUCUUCACGAGGAUCAAAGAGUCCCGAGUACUCCUCAUCGGCGCCGGCGGUGUCGGAUGCGAGCUCCUCAAGAACCUUGUCCUGACGGGCUUCGGUGAGAUCCACCUCGUGGAUCUCGACACGAUCGAUCUGAGCAACCUCAACCGGCAGUUUCUGUUUGGCAUGCAGCACAUCAAGAAAUCGAAGGCUAUCGUGGCGAAAGAGACCGCGGGCAAGUUCAAUCCGAACGUCAAGAUCGAAGCGAUCCACGCAAACAUCAAGGAUCCGCAAUUCAACAUCAAAUGGUUCAAGCGUUUCAACUUGGUCUUUAACGCACUCGACAAUGUGGACGCCAGAAGACAUGUCAACCGCAUGUGUUUGACGGCGAACGUGCCUCUUAUCGAGAGCGGAACUACGGGGUACCACGGUCAGGUGCAGCCAAUCAAGCAGGGAGUGACAGAGUGCUAUGAUUGCAACGAGAAACCGGUGGCCAAGAGCUUUCCUGUGUGCACCAUCAGGAGUACGCCGAGUCAACCGAUCCACUGCAUAGUCUGGGCCAAGAGUUACCUCUUCGCUGAGGUGUUUGGAACGUCUGAGGAGAGCACGCCGGAGCUGGACCAGAGUGAAGACUCCGAGAAUGCGCAGGAAAUCUCCAACCUCAAGCGCGAAGCGGAGGAGCUCAAAAAUAUCCGCGAGAAGAUGGAAUCGCCGGAUUUCGCUGCGUCCAUCUUCGACAAAGUAUUUAAGCGCGAUAUCGAGCGAUUGCUGUCGAUGGAGGACAUGUGGAUUACCAGGACUCCCCCAAAGCUCCUCGAUCAUGCCAAGAUUGCGGAGGAGGCAAGUGGUUUGGGCCCCGAAGUCGCCGCGAAUGAUCAACAGAAAUGGUCCUUGGCCGAGAACUAUGCGGUGUUUGCCGACAGUGUCAAGCGUCUUGCAGCGAGGGUUUUGGAGCUCAAAACUAGUGCGAAGGAGGGAGAAGCACCGCCGAUACUGAGCUUCGACAAGGACGAUGAGGACACCCUCGAUUUCGUCGCUGCUGGUGCCAACUUGAGAUCGUACAUCUUCGGCAUCGAGUUGAGGACCAAGUUCGAUAUCAAGCAAAUGGCGGGAAACAUCAUUCCUGCGAUUGCUACCACGAACGCCAUCACGGCUGGAAUGUGUGUGCUUCAAGCGUUUAAAUUUCUCAAGGAUGAUGUCAAGUCUGGCAGGAUGGUCUUCAUCGCCAAAAGCGACAUAAAGGCCCUGAACGGCACACUCCUAGACGUUCCAAAUCCGAAUUGCCCGACCUGUGGCGUUGCACGGUUGGCUGUCGAGGCAAAUAUCAACCGUGCUACUCUCGGUGAACUCGUAGAGAAGGUUGUCCGUGGCCGCUUUGGAUACGGAGACCUCAGUAUCCUGACAUCGGAAAUGCUUUACGAUCCCGACUUCGAGGAUAACUUGGAAAAGCCGCUCAAGGAGUUGGGCUUCGGUGAAGAGACGUUCGUCACUGUCAUCGACGAUGAUGAGUCUGGCGAUGUUCAACCUCGAGUCAACCUUGUCAUCGCCGUCACCCACAACGAGGCACUCGAUGAGUCUAUCCCUCUCCCGGAGAAGGUCGAGAUCCCUCGGAAGCUGAAGACCGAGCAGGAGGUAAGCGAAGAGGAUGACGACGAGGAGCUGAUUCCGAUUAUUCUUGACAACGGCGUCAAGCAUGCGCUUGAAAAUCCGGACGAGAAUGGAGUCGUCAAGAAGCGAAAGCUCGAUGGAGACCUUGCCGUCGGCGAGAGUAGACCCAGCAAGAAGCAACUUGUCGGUAGGCCUGUGGACGGACCGAUCGAUGUGGAUGACGACGGUUCUAUCAUGAUCGAUUAGACGAACACCGUCAAUACACCAUACUGCUACCAUAGUUUCUUAUUUUUCUUUGCGCUUGUUGACUUGUAUUACUUAGGUUCCUUCCUUCACUUGUAUCUUCCUCUCUUUCUGUUUGGUAUUCAUAAAUUGUGGGCUGGAGUGCAACUGCUUCUGG